This is a messenger RNA of Arthroderma uncinatum, 3978 nucleotides long. RefSeq names its product pentatricopeptide repeat protein. Lineage: Eukaryota; Fungi; Ascomycota; Eurotiomycetes; Onygenales; Arthrodermataceae. The transcript is spliced from 2 exons. Bases 1 to 3978 code for a protein of 1325 amino acids. Gene Ontology annotation, molecular function: squalene monooxygenase activity; flavin adenine dinucleotide binding. Gene Ontology annotation, cellular component: membrane; endoplasmic reticulum. The record is from RefSeq and is a predicted model, not a curated record. Gene Ontology annotation, biological process: ergosterol biosynthetic process.
AUGUAUCGCCCUUCGACCCGAAAUAUUGUCCCCUCUCGAUCGGCUUUACGGGUUUUACGACGAUUGGCCUUAGCUGGCUCGACGGCUAGUGCUAUUGGAAGCGUAUGCACUGUUGCUACGAUAACGUACGAAGUAAACCGGAGAGUCAAUCUCGCGGAACACCUGGUCGAGCAAAAGCGAACACUCGAGUCGUCAUGUCCGAACUACAGCACAUCAGGACGAGGGCAAGCGGUGGAGAGGAUGAUGCAGGCCGCAGAAGCCGGAGAAUUCUUAGGCCUUGACUCGAUGAAAAAGAGACACUCUCUCGCAGAUGACCAGAGUCGAAGCCGGAAUGAUACACGAGCAGAGAUACCGUCGUACCGAAGUCGCAAAAGUGACAUAACACCAGAAUUCUCGCCAGAUCAAGAAAUGAGAGACUCUCCAAUUCCCGUGGCACCGGGAAACCCUGCCUCGAUAAUAGAUCACUUAAGCCCACCAAGUUCGAGUGUUAAGAAUCUUUACCCGCAGGCCAUGGCGAACUUGGGCGGCUCUUCCAUUAGUGUGGAACAGUCCAUUCAAUACAAAAACUGGAAAUCGAGGAUAGAAAAACACUUGGAGCAGGACCAGCCGGUGGAGGCAACUCAUCACUUUUUGCGGCCGCCGGGGGACUUUAUCAAAGAUAACAUAGAGGAACUGAAGGAGCUAUCUUCACGAAUUUUCAAGCAAAACCUGAAAGCAGGCAAUACAUCUUUAGCAGGCGGCAUUUUUAGAUGGGAUGAGAGGAAUGCCGAAGUGUCCCCGAGUUCUUGGGAAGCAUUGAUGUCGGCUCAUGCUUCAAAAUGGAAUGCUGAUUCCCUCUCGGCGCUUUAUCUACGUUACGCUGACCAUUUUGAGGUAUCAUACCAACUCCGAGGACAAGUAUUACGGUCACUAGUGGACUCGUAUCGGCUUGGGGAAGCUAAGAAAUUUGUUUUCAAGCACUUGGCAGACGACCAGUCAUGCGGGCUGUGUGCAAUUUACCUGGGUGGACUGUAUGCGAAAAGCCGUAAUAUGGAACUGGUCGAGACCCAGGCUGGAAAGCUCGCGGGCUCUCUUCUGGGGCUCGGAAUACCACCGACGGAGAAGUUAUUCAACCCCCUCCUAAAAGCCUACAUUGAGUCUGGUUACGACGAGAAAGCCCAGAUUCUAGUUGAUGAAAUGGAAUCCAUCUAUGGCAUUGAUAUCGGCGUCAGGCCGUUGGGAUUACUCGCGUAUGGAAAAGCAUUAAAGAGUGACUGGCAAGGUGUCGAAGAGUACCUUCAGCGAAUAAACAACCUAGGGUUGGAUAAAAUCGGCCGCAAGCAUUUCACAAAAAUUUUCGACCGCAUAUUCCUUGAGUAUUUCCUUGGGAACUCCGGCGAAAGCAUCCAAAACUUUGUAUUCGAGGCGAUUGAAAAGUACGAUAUAGAAAUGGACGAUGUCCUUUUCGAGCAUAUCAUGAAUGCUUUCAUCCAAAAGGGAACCAUGAAUAUGGUCGACGAUUUACUAGCAGUUGCGAAAGCCGAGUCCUGGAAAGUCAAUUCAGAUAAGGAACAUUUCUUACACCUGUUGAGGGACCAUAGAAUGUCUUGCGAAAAGAGUACUGUAGGUCUAUGGCGGAUGUUCCGAUCAUCCCAGCAGAAGCAUGGCCGCGCUGGGGCUUCUCAGAGAUUACUCGGCUUUGACAAGGAUUCAUUCCCACUCGAAGAGGCUUACAAACUUCCAUGGACGGGGGAACGCACGGCUUGGUCGGAAAAAGUCGAGUCUGUACCGACGGCUGGGAGAGAGGUGGAUAAGUUCGUGGCUCUCCGCAAAAGAAUGAUUCACUGCCUCAACGCUGGUCGGGUGGACGAGGCGUUUGAACUGUUCAUCGCGGCUAAGGCGUCAGGGAAAGUCAUGAAACAAAUUCACAUCGAACUGGCUGUUGUUGCCAGCAUUAUGCGAGGGGGUUGUGCAAGCGAUGCUCAGAAAAUCCUGGAAGAAGCAGAAACAACAUUCCCGGAAUUUGACAAGUCGAAACUAGGGUAUUCCUACAAGCAAAUAUUUGAGAUCAGGUCCAAGGAGAAAGCACUGAAAAUGGCAAUCUUCAACUUUUACAGGGUUCUCGAGGCCAACAUGAUCCCGAUAAAACAUAACAUCGUCGUUAGUGCCAGUGCGUUGCUGAUCAAAACGGCCAAACCUGGGGCGGCUCUUCGACUAUUCCGCGCAGUCAACAAGGGCAAAUACGGAGCCACGGUACCAUUCGACGCUGUUGCUGUGAAGAUGAUUGCCAGGGCGGCAGCGGCUGUGGGGUCCCGGCGGGGUGUCCGAUGGGCUAUUCUAACGGCAAUGAGUCGAAGCUCUGCACUACACAGAGAUCUGGUAGCGGAAUUAUAUCGAAUAGUUGAGCAGCUCAAGUACAGGGCUACGCUGAAAUCCGAUGACAGUCCGGAUGCGGCCGAGGAGACGCGCUACUACGAGCUAGAAUACCUUGAAUACCUGGUGAAACUGCUUGACCGGAAAGAAGCCAUGCAGAGCGGCCGCAAGGAUGAUAUUGCUAUGGCGCCACUCAAGGGAAUGGCAGGGAAGACCCAGGACAUCGCUUAUGCUACGCCAAACGCAAAUUGUAACCUCCAAGAUCCAACUCUACAAGCCAGCGGUCUAGCCAACACGCUUGCAAACUGGUGCGAGAGGUCCGAGUUUGAAAUCGCAUCCGGAAAGGAAAGAAAGGGGCCCAUUGAACUCGAUGGAUAUAUCUGUUCUAAAGAGGGCAUCCUUGUCCUCCUUCGUUUAACCACCGCGAUGAUUGCGGAAUUCCCUCCAAGCUACCAGAACGGCUCUGCCAAUGGGCCAGCGAAGCCACAGAAAUAUCGCAACGAAGCCGAACAACGACGACGUGAACACCACGAAGCCGAUGUCGUGAUAAUUGGUGCUGGAAUAGCUGGGUGUACUCUUGCGGUUGCAUUGGGCAACCAGGGACGCAGCGUCAUUUUGCUUGAGAGGUCAUUGAAGGAGCCAGACAGGAUAGUAGGAGAGCUGCUUCAGCCCGGCGGUGUCAGAGCUCUCGAAGAGCUUGGUUUAAGGGACUGUCUGGAAGGGAUAGACGCUAUCAGGACAUACGGCUAUGAUGUUAUAUAUUUUGGCACUGGGGUGAAGAUUCCCUUCCCGAGUGAUGCCAACCAAAAGACGCUCGAAGGCAGAUGCUUCCACCACGGCCGUCUCAUUGUGCGCCUUCGGGAAGCUGCUGCUGCGAACCCAAAUGUCACCGUUAUUGAGUCAAAGGCCGUUUCAACGAUAAAGUCGACGCAUACGGGGGACAUUCUCGGAGUUCAGUGCGUCACUGACGGCAAACAGGACUUCUAUUUUGCGCCCCUGACCGUUGUUGCAGACGGAUACGCCUCGACCUUUAGGAAAGAAUUUCUCCCUAUCACGCCAGUCGCCAAAUCCAAAUUCUGGGGUCUAGAGCUCAUUGACGCAAAACUACCGAUGCCAGGAUUCGGUCAUGUCGUCCUGGGCGAUUUCCCGCCUAUUUUGAUAUACCAAAUAGGGGAGCACGAGACUCGGAUCCUAAUUGACAUACCAGACAACCUACCCUCCGCAUCUGUUGCUAAUGGUGGUGUGAAGGGGCACAUGCGGAAUGUUGUACUCCCUUCCUUGCCUGAGAGUAUACGGCCCUCGUUUGAAGCUGCGCUGGAGAAAGGUGGAUUCCGGUCCAUGCCAAAUUCGUUCCUCAGGCCCGUCACGAAUAGGAUUCCCGGCUUGAUGUUCCUGGGUGAUUCUCUGAACAUGCGUCACCCUUUGACAGGGGGUGGUAUGACCGUAGCGUUCAAUGAUGUCGUUCUCCUCCAAGAUCUACUCAGCCCAGAAGCUGUUCCGGACUUCGGCAACACUCAGCUUGUUUUACAACAGCUAUCCAAGUUCCACUGGCAAAGAAAGUCGUUAACUUCAGUCAUCAAUAUCCUUGCUCAAGCUUUAUACUCCAUAUUCGCUGCAGGCGGUUAG